Messenger RNA from Megachile rotundata (alfalfa leafcutting bee), 934 nucleotides. RefSeq names its product peroxiredoxin-6. Gene Ontology annotation, cellular component: mitochondrion; cytosol; mitochondrial matrix. Lineage: Eukaryota; Metazoa; Arthropoda; Insecta; Hymenoptera; Megachilidae. Gene Ontology annotation, biological process: cellular oxidant detoxification; mitochondrial respiratory chain complex III assembly; cell redox homeostasis. The record is from RefSeq and is a predicted model, not a curated record. Gene Ontology annotation, molecular function: protein folding chaperone; peroxiredoxin activity.
CAUACAGUUUGCAUAUCGGUAUAUAACGGCCGACUGAUCAUCAGUGUAUUACAGUAGCUCUUCACGAGUCACGGAUCAGAGCAUUUUAAUUUGAAGUAUAUUUUAAUAUAAGCCACAAUCAUGAGACUUAAUUCUAUCAUCCCUAACUUUGAGGCAGAAACAACUCAAGGACCCAUUAAUUUCUAUACUUGGCAAGGAAAUUCAUGGGUUGUUCUAUUUUCCCACCCUGCUGAUUUCACCCCAGUUUGUACCACGGAAUUAGGACGUUUAGCAGUACACCAGCCUCAUUUUGAACGUAGGAACACAAAACUUCUAGCUCAUUCUGUUGAUAAACUGAAGGAUCAUGUUGACUGGGUUAAUGAUAUCAAAUCCUAUUGCCAAGAUAUUUGUGGAGCCUUCCCUUAUCCAAUUAUUGCUGAUCCUGAUAGAAGUUUGGCAGUGAAACUGGAUAUGAUUGAUGAAGGAAGCAAAGAUGAUCCAGAUUCAGCACAAACUGUUCGAGCUCUAUAUAUCAUAAGUCCCGAUCAUCGUGUACGCUUAUCAUUACAUUAUCCAACAUCUACUGGUCGCAAUGUAGAUGAAAUAUUGAGAGUCAUAGACUCUUUGCAACUUGUUGAUAGAAAACCUGGAAUAGCAACUCCCGCUAACUGGGUGCCAGGGGAAAAGGUUAUGAUUCUUCCUACAGUGAAGGAUGAGGAACUUCCUAAACUUUUCCCUAAAGGAGUUGAUAAAGUAACAAUGCCUUCAGGAAAGGUUUAUGUACGCACAACCACAGAUUAUUAAGUGCAUUUACAAGUCAAGUUUCGACUAAAAUGUGUUUAAUGUAAAUUUUAAUAUUAGAAAUGAAAAUGUAAAAAUGAAUCUAUUACUGUUUAAGUUUGAUUACAUGUAUAAUGAACAAAUAUAAGAAUAAAAUUAUGAAAUUGUUAUUAUA